Penicillium riverlandense is the source of this 429-nucleotide messenger RNA. Its product is annotated as cytochrome c oxidase subunit VIIa. The record is from RefSeq and is a predicted model, not a curated record. Gene Ontology annotation, biological process: mitochondrial electron transport, cytochrome c to oxygen. Bases 1 to 429 code for a protein of 142 amino acids. The transcript is spliced from 5 exons. Lineage: Eukaryota; Fungi; Ascomycota; Eurotiomycetes; Eurotiales; Aspergillaceae.
AUGGGGUCACGUUUCACGCAGUUCCUUCACUCUGGCUGUGCUGUAGGCGGUGGCCCCAUCGACCAAUCCGGCGCCUCGCUUAACCCGCAAGCUUCGACUUCACCUCACUCUUUCUGUCAUUCAUCUCUCGCUCUCCUCUCCCCUCCACCACCACCCAACCAACACAUCCGGCAGUCGAAGAGCUAUCCCUUCCCGGUCAAUUGUCUCCUUGAGAACCGACUGGCGACAUCGAUCCGUCACAAUGCCCACUGCUAUCCCCCCAUCACCGGCAUGCUUCGCCGAGGUCUGGUUCUGGACCUGAGCACCGCUUUUGGUUUCGGCACCACCUUCGGCUACCUCUGGUGGUACGGCUACCACCUCCCCCGUGUCCGUGCCCGCGACUCCUACUACGCCCGUCUGGAGACGGAGCGCGCCGCCCAGCGGGCAUAA